GACAUAUCUACAACCGGAACACAGCAGCUACAGCAGACGCAGUCCAAACAAUUAACGUGCCCGUGGAUUAUAUAAUUAAUUUGUAGCCGAGGACUUGGACGUUAUAUACAAAAUGGCGAAGCUGAACCUGCUCAAAAUGUCCAGCAGAAUCGUUCUUCCACAUCUAAUUCUGAUGAUUUUGUUCACAGAAUAUCUGCUGGAGUAAAUGAACUUCGUUGUCAGCACUGGGGUUAUGAUGUCGUUUUAAUAGCAAACUCAGAAGAAAUACACGCCACAGAUUCAUCCUGGCAGCCCAUUCACCAUACUUCGAAGCCAUGUUUCGGUGCCCAAUGAGGGAAUCGCGUUCAAAACACAUCGAGCUUCAUGGAAUUGAAGCUACCACACUUACUCAACUAGUUGAAUAUAUGUAUACUAGUGAAAUCAUUGUGACAGAAGACAAUGUGCAAACUCUCUUACCAGCUGCAGACUUUUUACUGAUGAGAGCUGUUCGUGAAAAAUGCUGUGAAUUUCUCGAAUCACAUCUUCAUGUCAGUAAUUGUUUGGGUAUUCGAAAGUUUGCUGUUUUCUAUAACUGUUCCAGUUUACGUAGGUCCUGUGAAAGCUUCAUAAUACGCAAUGUCAGUGAAGUACUCAAAACAGAGGAGUUCACACGAUUGAAUCCAGAUGAACUUUUGGAAUUUGCUUCUAUCUUCGCCUCAAACAUCCCAUUGCGCAACGACCUUCGAGCGUAUGCUGAGUUCGUUCGUCAAAGUGUAAAUGAACAACGAAGAUAACUUCAAAGAAUUGCAUGAGAUGUUCGAUCUUCUUUUUUCGCACAGAAAAGUCAAUGGCUUUUUCAAUUCUUAGGAUAUAUUUUAUUUCGGUUCUUAAUCAUUACUUAUUUCUCUGACAACGCCGACCACGAACCACCUGCCAACAUUCAAAUUGACAAAAUCCUAAGCGGUGACUGAUUCUUUCUGGUGAUGUUGUCAUUGAUAUUUUUGUUUUUUGCUACUAUUUUUGUCAGUG
Molecule: messenger RNA, 1008 nt
Organism: Trichobilharzia regenti
Lineage: Eukaryota; Metazoa; Platyhelminthes; Trematoda; Strigeidida; Schistosomatidae
Source: the annotation of a GenBank genome assembly